Grus americana (Whooping crane) is the source of this 8687-nucleotide messenger RNA. RefSeq names its product kinetochore scaffold 1 (gene KNL1). The coding region runs from base 568 to 7620 and encodes 2350 amino acids. NCBI's taxonomy places the organism in Eukaryota, Metazoa, Chordata, Aves, Gruiformes, Gruidae. Gene Ontology annotation, biological process: cell division; attachment of spindle microtubules to kinetochore; protein localization to kinetochore. The record is from RefSeq and is a predicted model, not a curated record. The transcript has 26 exons. Gene Ontology annotation, cellular component: nucleus.
UCGGCCACCUCGUCACUACACUCUGUUUGCUCGCCCAGCCUAUAAGAAAGUCCGCCGGCCGCUCCUGGUACCUCCCGCCCGCCGCUUCUUCUGUGAGAUGGCGCCGGCCGCUCGGCCCGUCCUCGGCGCAACGCGGAGAGAGGCCGCCGCGCGGAGACACAGCAGCCCUGUGCGGGACAGUCGCUGCCGCGCCGGCCUCAUCGCUGCGGCUGCGGGCGGUGCUGGCGAGGGGGAAUACUGAUACGGCAGGCACCUGGCUGAUUCCGCUGGGAUCGCCACGUUGUACGGAGCGCUGGGAGGCGCCAUGCCGUACGGCGGCCGCCAGAGAACGCCAGUCUGCUGUCGUCACGACGGCGAUUUGGCGCGGGGCGCAGGCGCGCCAGGCGGCGGUUAGAUUUGAAUAGCGAAGCGGCGGCGGCCCAGCCCUAUGGGAGCCGGGGGGCCGGGGGGCAGCGGCGGAGCGGAGCGGGAACUGUCUGGAGGAGUGCCCUGGCGGCAGCGGCAGGCGUGAGGGUCCCGUCCAAAGCAGGAGUACUGUAUUUUAUAGGAAAAGCACAUCCUUCAAAAAUGGACAAGAUUUACACAGACCCUAACUUGGAAAAUGAUAAUACAGAGCACAUCAGAGGGAAGCGACUGUCCUCUAUUUUAAAGGCUCCGCGAAAUCCUCUUGAUGAUCUGGGAAAUGGGAAUGAAUUGACGCAGGAUAUCAAUAUAGAAAAACGUAGGAAAAACUCCCGCCGUGUCAGCUUUGCGAAUACCAUAAACUGCAGAGUCUUCCAGCGGGAUCUUAAGAAUAACACAGCAGAGACAGAAAGUACAGAGUGUGCAGCAGAUACGAGGGAUGAUGUCCUGCUUAAUCAAAAUGAAGAACCCGAAGCUGUUCCAUGUGAGAUCACUGGGAUGAACACUUUGCUUCAUGCCCCCAUCCAGGCAUUGGUGCAGCAGACUGAGUGGCAUGAUGCAGACAACGCUAUUCAAAGAACACAUAGGCAUGACACCACCCUCAUCUUUUCAGAUGAAAAUGAAAUGGAGAUGACAGCUAGUCACACUGCAGUGAUUACACGUAACCUGAAAAACAGUCAAGCUGACAAAACUGAGAAAAUAGAUAUCACAUCAUUUCUGGCUGGGUUAAACUCUAACAAUGAAAAGGCAGAAAUGAGCAAAGAAUUUCAUUUCUUCUCUGACCCUACAAACAUUUCGUGCCCAUCUUUUGAACAGAAGGAAGAUGCUACUACUGUAAAAAAAAUAAAUUUCAAUGAAUUUUUGAUGAGCUUGAAGUCAAAUGAAAAGGCACGCAAUCCUAUUGAGGGACCUGAAAAAGAGAAUGUUUUUUUUGUCCCUUCGCAAGUCCCAGAAGACAUGGCACAGUCCUCGGUGGAAUCGGUAUAUUCCCAUGAACCACUGGACACCUGCAAUGUAACAAAAGUCUUUAGAGGGCAAGAUGAUGGAAUGGAAAUGACAAAAUGCCAGGCAUCUAAUGUUAAAGCUAUGUUUUCUGGUAUUUGUGAAGCUCCACCGGAGCAAUUACUGCGUGUGGAUGUUACUGAGGCAUUCAUAGAUGAUGGAAUGGAUAUGACAACUAGUCACACUGCAAAAAUGUCUUUUCCCUUCGUUGGUGUCGAGAAUCAAAGUCUAAACUUCAAAAAGGAUUUCCCAUCCACAGAGUUUGAUAAUUCUAUAUUAAAGAGAGCAUCUAAUCAGCACUUAAUUGUUCAGCAGGACCCUCAAGUUUGUACAGACAAAAAAAUAGUAAAUGUUGAAGACAGACGAGAUCCUACCAUGGUGCGAACUGUUAAGCAAGAGGCCAGAACAAUGUCUGCCAUCCCAGGAUCUGUUUCUUCUGAGACUGUCUUCCGAGGUGAAAAAACUGUUGUGUUUUCUAAAUGCGAUGACAUGGAAAUUACUGGGAAUUAUACAGAUGUAAUCUAUAAUGACAGUGCCAAAGAAAUGAACAGUUCACACCAUAAAACUUUUGGAAAACCAGUUAAUACAAACUGUUCACUAGCAGAAAAGAGACAUCCAGCACAUGGUGACAGGGACACUAUGAAGAGUCUGAUGUCUUUAGAUAAUCGAGCUUCUCUGUCAUAUAAAAAUAGCGCACUUGAACUGUCUUUAGGCUCAGGUGAACGAACUGAAAAAGUGACUCAGGAUCACGGGACUGCUUCAGUGAAUGUUGGCUUUGAGUCCUGUACGAAUUCAGCAUCCAGUGGUGUUUCUAAGGGUAGACUUCAGCACAGACAGGCAAACUCUCAACUUCUUGCUCUGCCAGGUGAGAAGACAGUAAUAUUCUCAGGAGAAGAUAUGGACUUGACUAAAGCCUGUGUUGUCAGGGAUGACGGAAAGAAUGUUGAAAAUGAAUCUCCUGCUGGAGUGUUCAUCUCCGUCACCUGCAGACCUCAUUCUCUUGAUAACACAUCUACAUCUCCCAAUUUAAAUGAACAGGAAGAAAUGGAAAUAACUAAAUGUCAUGCUGUUGUUAUUGAUGAUCAAAGCAAUGGGAUAACUGCAGAAGCAAAACGAAUGCAUUGUAAAAUAAUUCCAAGAAAGAACCAGAACAAAAAUGUCAGUGAAGCUGCAAAUUCUUUAGAUAUAGACAAGGAAAAUCUUGAGGUGAUCAGUAUCAAUGGGAUUAAAAGAAGCCAGGCCAUAGAAAUGAAUACUAAAGAUCUCGAGAUAUUAAUGGUUGAUAAGAAGCUUGGAAACCCAAACUUUCAAAAUGCUUCAGUUUCCUGCACAAAUGACAAACCAGGCAUGUUUUCAGAUGAUCAAAGCAUGGACAUAACCAAAACACAUCCUGCUGCCUUUGAUGUUGCUCCUAUUAAUACAGUACAAGAAUACGAGAAUAAUCGUAAUCAAAAUAAUGUAAUAUCCAAGCAGCUGCAAACCCAGACCUUCCAGUUUUCUGGUAGUUCUGGUGUAGAUAUCACAAGUCAGAGUGCAGCGAUGGAAUGUGGGGAUUUGAAAAUGAACACAAAUAAGCAAGCUGUUACUCCUUUGGCUCCAAAUGGCUCAUUGAUUUCCAGUAAUGAGCCCAUUCCCUCUGGAAUGAAAGGAAACAAACAACUUGGAACAAUAUUAGGAAUAAAUGCAGAUUGCCCAAACUCUGACAGGCAAGAGAAACCCCGUACUAUGAAGUUAGUAAACAAAAUAUUGCCAACUCAGGUAGAUUCUGAGAGACGCUUUUCAAUUGGUAAAACAGUUUCUUCAGAAGUGGAUUUUAAAAAUCCUCUCUCAGCUGACAGCCUGCACUUGAGGGGUGCUGAAGAGCCAUCACUAGCCAAUACGUCUGAACCACAUCAGGGAGGUUCCCAAUUGCCUGCGUUUUCAGAAAAGUCAGUUGUGUUUCCCUCUGGUGAAAACAUGGACUUGACUGGAAACUGUGCGGUAAUGGUUCCUAAUCACAACAUCAAUUCUGUCUUAUCAGAGAGAAAAGCCGUACCUGGAUACCUUGUUCAAGAUGAAAAUAAAAUAAUAUUCUUUAAAAAAGGGGUCAUGAUGACAAUAAAUAGUCAGGAGCAGCCUGCGUGUGAUGCGUACUCCUUGGAAUCUGGCAAGAAAACAUUAACCACGACUGGUUUAAAACAUUUGCCUUUUGCAGGUGAGAAAACUACCAUAUUUUCAGAAGAUGCUGAUAUGGACAUCACCAGAAGUCAUACAGUUUCAGCAGACAAAAUAUUUUUGCAGUGUAAAAGUUCAAAUGAUGACAUAUCCUUGAUUUCUGGAGAUAAAACUUGUAUUUUUACCUAUAACGAUGACAUGGAAAUAAGUAGACUCGAUACUAUUGCAGUUGACAAAUCUGCGGAAAAGGCUGCCUCUCAAGGGAUGCUUAACGUGGCUAAAAGGACUGGAAGGAAAAGCUUGAAGGGAACAACAGGGGAAAAGACUGUUUUAUUUUCACUGAACGAUGAGAAUAACGACAUGGAGAUCACACAGAGCCAUACGGCUGCAAUAGGCCAUGAAAUUGCCUCGCAGAAUGAGGGAGGGCUUCAUUCUGUCUCUUCGGCUCAUCCUGUUAAAACAGCUCUGCUCACAGGUAGCCAGGCUGACAUGGACAUUACGAGGUCUUGCUCUGCUGAUAAAAUGACCGUAAAAGUUGUAUGUGAUGAUAAACUGAACUUGGGUAGGGAAGUUGGACGGCAAGCACUUUCAAAUAGCAAUGCUACUGUGUUUGCUAUGGAUGAUAUGGAGAUCACUGAAACCCACAAUGUAGCUUUGGCAGAAAAUUCCCUGCAAGGUAGGCAACCCAAUCAGCCUGUUCCUUUAACCUCCACAAUAAUGUUUACGAGUUACCAGGCUGACAUGGAAAUGACCGAGUCUCACUCUGUUCAGGGAAGUAUCGAAGGAGGCCUUUGUGAGGACAGAUUACACCUGGCUAGGCAGGUCCGACAGGAAGCUAUUUCGGAUAGCAAAACCGUCAUUUUUACUACGGCUGAGGAUAUGGAGAUCACAAAAACUCCUACAGCUGGUUUCAGUGCUGAAAUCAAUGUACAGGACAGAGUGUCCAUUCCAGCCACUUCUGCAGUUCCUGCUGACAAAACCAUUGUGUUUACCCACAACCAAGAUGAUAUGGAAAUAACUGCAUCUCAUACUAUUGCUGUUAAUAACAAUAUUAAUGGAUUUGCGAACCAAGAAGUGUCACAUAAAAGCACUCAGCGACCAGACUUGCGUAGUGAGUUGUUAUCUUGCACAGAUGAAAUGGAUUCCUCGCAUACAAAAGACCUGCAUGCUGAGUAUCAUACAAAACGUAAGGAUAAGCCCAGCAUUCCCCCUUCUGCUUCAUCAGCCUCAGCAUUUCCUCGUGAGAAAGGAGCUGUCAAAGUCCACAGUGGCACAAUGCCACAUUGCGUUUAUUCUGUCUCACUUCCAGAAGAGACUAUGGAUGUGCGGGCACCACAGGAUCUUGACCUUCCCACGGAUACUUCUGUCCCUGUAAACAGUGAGCAGGAUCUCAUACCGCCAGAAAACCCAAAAUCAAAGAGAGUGUCUUUCAAGCUUCCAAGUAAUGGGCCCAUGGACUGCAGUGAAGAAAGUGGCGAUUUGGUAUCCCGUGUUUCCCUUCCCAUCCAGCAACCAGAUUCUUUGACGGGGUCUCCAGAUGCACAUAGUACUCUGAGAAACCACACAUUGCAAGCUGAUUCAUCUAGAAAUGAAGAUUCAGCUACAGAUUUAAGCUUGGCUGGAGCAAGCCUUGUUACAACUUCUAACAAGGAAUCAAAGGAAAACAAGGGGCUGUCGGCUAAAGGGGAGACACCUCCAAAAGACUUUCAGAUAAACUCUGAACAAACCAAGCAACUUCUGGUUAGUGACAGUCCAAGAGAUCAAAUAGAUCCCACUCUUGCACCUGAAUUAUCAGGUAUCUUAAAUGUUUGUUCAAAACUGAAUAAUAUUAGAAGGAAAUCUGUAGCUCUCUCCAUUUCUGAAACUGCUUUUUCUGACCAGUUGCCCAAAUCAUCAACUCAGCCAGAGAAUACCUUGAAGUUAGGAAAAAAUACUGUAAAUGAACCAAACAAUUCAUUUAACACCAAAGAGCAGGAGAACACGUGUCUUGAAUCUGGAGCUGCUCCCAUGGAUGCAAAUUUGGGCAUGACACUUAAGGGUAAAUAUCAAGGAAUAAAUAUCCCUCUAGGUAUCUUCCAGCCUAAAUUACCCAACAGAAGGACUCCUUCUGUUUCUAGUGUACAAGACAUAAAUGCAAAAUCUUCAGACAAAGGAGAAGCACCACUUUCAGAAGUAAGUGUAAACGCUGGUGAAACCCCAGGUAACCAGAAGUCUAGUAGGCAAAAUUUCAGCCCUUCUCAGUUUAUAGCAGAAGAAUUUCUUCCUGUCUGCCUAGAAGAAAUGGAUUCAAAUGAAUCUGUAAGCUCUGAAUUCGUGGAAAAUGCUUGCAACGAGAUAAGCAAAAAACAAAUCUCCCACAAUGAAAAGAAUCAAUGUGAGGAGACAAAAACUUGCAACAACACAAAAAGAGUUUUGGGACUAGAUGAGGAGGAUCUUCAAAGUCCAAAGAAGCUCAAGAGGGAUGAAAACUUGGAUGGUGAGGCCUGCCAAGGCUUGCAGGUUACACUUGGCGCUGUGUCUCACAGCCAAGUAGAAGUUCAUGAAGGUGAAGAUCCUCCAAAUCUAUCGGCUAAAAGCCCUGAUUGUACUCACGCCAGCACCAGCUGCUCUCUGGAUUCUGUUAAGGCUGACACAGAAUUAACCAUUCAGCGAAGCAGUCAGAUGGAGUCUCAGCUUCUCACAGAUAGCAUUUGUGAAGAUAACUUACGGGAGAAAUUUCAGAGUGGCGUUAUCACGGUUGGGGAGUUUUUUACACUUCUUCAAGUCCAUGUUCCGAUUCAGAAGCCCCGACAUAGCCAUCUUCCAGCCAAUUGUGCUGUCAGCGCACCGCCUACUCCAGAAGACCUCAUUUACAGCCAAUAUGUUUAUCGCCCCAAGCUGCGGAUUUAUGAAGAAGAUUGCCAGGCCCUUUCUCAGAUGAUAGAUGAGUUAAAACAUUAUGCAAAUGUCCAAGAUCAACUCCUGGUGAAUGUGAAUAAGAGUUUGUGGGAAGUAAUGAGAACCUGCUCUGAUGAAGAGCUGAGGAGCUUUGGAGCAGAACUGAACAAAAUGAAAUCCUAUUUCACCAAGGAGAGUAAAAUCUUGGCUCACAAUGAGAAGGUGACGUUGUACAGCAAAUUGCUGCAGAGCGCGCAGGAACAACAUGGAAAGCUACAGUCAAGAAUAGAGAAGGUGGAUGAACUGCUGAAGGAGGCAGAGAGCUGUCUUGUUGCUCUGGAGGAAGAUUCUGACUGGGCAGAACGGGAAGCAGACUGCAGUGAUGAAAUGGCAGCAGGGAAGAACCUAGAGGAAGAGUUGGAAAGCCUCAAAGCCCAAGAAGAGGAACUUCAAAGAGAACUGUCAGAUCUGGAGACUCAGAAUGAGCUAAUGCUUGCUCAGAUGAACGAGCUAAAGGAAAAAGAAAAAAGCUGCCAGGAACUCCUGGAGACAUACAACUUCACCGAGUGGGAGAUUACUGAAUGGAGUGAACAGCAAGCAGUCUUUAAUUUUCUUUAUGAUUCUAUUGAACUCACAGUUGUGUUUGGACCCCCAAUAGAUGGUGAUGUUUUUGGUGAAAAUCCUUCCAGAAAGAUAGCUAGCCUGGACUUUGAAUCUCUCUUAGAUGAGGAGAAAGCUCCACCCUCCUCAUGUUUAGUCCAAAGACUCAUCUUCCAGUUUAUUGAAAGUCAGGGAUGCUGGCAGGAAAAGUGUCCCACACUGUACUACUUGCCCCAGGUUCUUCGUGACGUCUCUUUGGUGGUGAGUCGUUGCAAGAUCUUAGGAGAGGAGAUUGAAUUUCUGGAGAGAUGGGGUGGAAAAUUUAAUCUUCUGGAGACAGAUAUCAGUGACACAACAGUGAAGCUUUUGUUCUCCGCUUCCACAGCUUUUGCCAAGUUUGAGUUGGCCCUGUCUCUAUCUGCUGACUACCCGUCUGCCUCACUGCCUUUUACUGUCCAAAACCAAAUUGGGAAUAUUGGGGAGGAGGAAAUUUCUGCUGUUCUCUCCAAUGUACCAGUUGGUUACCACUAUCUGCGGAGAAUUGUCAGCUUGAUUCAUCAAAAUUUGCUCCAGGACCCCAGAUGAUUCACUAGAUCCACAUGCAGGACUGAAGGAGUCAGACUGGAUAUUCUUUGAUUUUAGUCUUGUAAGAAUUCAAGCUCUCUCUCACCAGAAUGGGAAUGCUGUCAGCUGCUCAGCUCUUUAGUGAUCUUGUCUAAUAACUAGUUGAUAUCCAGGAGGACUGGUGUAGGCCACAAGUUUUUAUAAAAGCAGAGGUUCCUUAGGAGGAGAGGGAAGAAUUUCUUACGUCCUUUAUAAAUCCAAUUUGCCUUUUAUCUUCUUUCAGUCACUGGUGGUGUUGGCCUCCUUGUAUAGUCUUUCCUAGUAUGGAUAUUCUUCUGACGUAGCAUGUUAAUUUUGUUCUGGGUUGAUUUUCGGAGCUCUUGUAUACAACAAUGAUGAGUAUGUUCUAAAUUAACGUGACUGGAAUUUACUUUCACUAUCAUUACUUCAUUCCUGCAUACUUUUUAACAUAUCACAUCACGUUUGAUUGUUACCAGUUUCCUGCAACCCCUCCCAAAACAUAGAAAAUACAGUCCUGCUUCUGAUUAAGCAAAUACCUUUAAUAAUUAACCAGGUGGCCAAAGUCAGAAGUACUUUUGUCAUGAAGACUAAAGAUCCCCGUGCUUGACCAUAGACUUUGCAGUGUAACAGACUCAAAGCCAUCAGGUUCCAUCUGUGAGAUCCUCUCCAACUGCAAGUUCGAUCUGAUAUUCAGUGUCUCUGUCCAGUACAACCCGUCUCUUGGUUCUGGUACAUUGUCUGAGUUUGUAAUGCGUUAGAAUUUUAGUGAGGAGACUGAGCUACUUAAAUGUAGGAGGUAUCUGUAAUAUUGUUGGUGCGGUCCAGAUUGCUUUUGUAUAUAUUCUGUAUAUUAUGUAGGUUGAGCUGUUGUAACCAGCUGUUAGCUGAUCUAACCCAGAUUGAGUUCAUCGUGUAGAAGUGCCUACCGUUUCUCAACUGUCCAGUCUGUAGGCAGGUGCAAAUUUCUGCAUCUCUGUAAAAUAUGUUGAAUUUAAAAAUGUUUUCGUAUGUUUAAGUGUUUAUAUAUUUUUGUCUUUUUACAAUUUUUCCUUCUAUUUGGAAGGUGG